Spinacia oleracea (spinach) is the source of this 2251-nucleotide messenger RNA. RefSeq lists its product as uncharacterized. Bases 464 to 1660 code for a protein of 398 amino acids. NCBI's taxonomy places the organism in Eukaryota, Viridiplantae, Streptophyta, Magnoliopsida, Caryophyllales, Amaranthaceae. The record is from RefSeq and is a predicted model, not a curated record. The transcript has 3 exons.
ACACAAAACAAAAUCACACGCGUUCAUUUCCCCCUCCUCCAGUCUCCAGAUCUACGCUCCCUCUCAUUUUCUCUCUCCACCAUUUCCUCCCUUUUCGCUCUGCCCAUCCCCAAAAAAAUAUCCAAUUUUCUGGAAUUUGCAUUUCUUCUUCUUCAUUCGUCGCUCAAUUUUGGAUUUUUUUUCCAAUAAUCAAUCGAUUUCUUCAUUAUAAUCAAUCGAUUUCGGGUUCUGUUUACAAAUUUCACUCCGAUCCGCAUCAAUUCCGCUGAUUUCGCUACCGAAUCUGUACCAAAUUCACUAAUAUCCGCUGAACAAAAUAAUAAUCAAGCAUUUGUGUUACUUGUUUUUUUUUUCCCGGAGUGAUUAAAAUGAAAAUUCGGAUUAUUGUUAUGAUGAUGAGGUGAAGAUUGGAGAAGGAAAGGCGUUUUGGAUCCGCCCUCAGGGUGGUGGAGGGAGGAAAGUGAUGGACUUUGGUCGUAGGAGAGAGAGUAUAAAUGGUAAUGGAUAUGGCUAUAACACUGGAAAUAGCAAUGGAAAUGGCCAUGGAAAUGGAAAUGGAAGUGGAAAUGGUUUCAUUUACGAUCGUUUUGGUUUCGAGGAGAGAGAAUGUGGCGAUGGACCAAUAACAGCUGAUUGUUUCAAGGUUUCUUCAUCAUCAACGAAUUCCUCGCCGUCUUCGUCUUCAUCUUCUCCGUCGCGGUACAUCGAGCAUCAUGUCACCAAGUUGGAUACUCUUGCUGGUGUUGCAAUCAGAUACGGUGUUGAGGUUGCCGACAUUAAGAAGUUGAACGGCUUGGUGACGGAUCUUCAAAUGUUCGCCCUCAAGACGCUUCAGAUUCCACUCCCUGGAAGACACCCUCCUUCUCCUUGCUUAUCUAAUGGUCACAGCACUACAGGACCAAGCAGCUCAGAGCAGACUCCAUUACGUCGUGUGCGUACUGAUCUCUUGGAAUCAUUCCAAUCUUUGAGAAUUACUCCAGAGCAGAAGGUCUCGCCUGCCAUGAGUUCUUUAAGAGGCUACUACGGGCUUAGUGAACAAAAAAAGUGUUCGGAAGGCUUUGAAAUGGCACUUUACAGCAAAGGAAGUACCAGUUACGGUCAAAAUGAGGGUUUUACGUCACCAUCACUUUUAAACCCACCUCUUAGUCAACAUAGAAGAUCUAGAAGCGUGGCUAAUGGGUUUAAAGCAGAGGAGGAUGAUCUGACUAAUGAUAUGGACGAUGCAGCUAGAUGGAUUGAUAACCUCAAUAAGAGACGUCAGAAAUCAGAUGCUGCUUUUGCCCGAACACCUGGAAAAUUAUUGAAGGAAGAGAACACGAGUGGUGGAUGGUUUUCUGCAAUCACAGGGAAAGGAUUAGCUCUGAGAACAAAAGCAGCAAGUAGAACCAAUUUGGUUUCUGACGCUGAAACAGGUGGAUCAAACGGAUUCCCCUUCAGUUUGGGAGACUCGACUACUACAGCUGAAAGUUCAUCUGGAGUAAGGAAGUCAUCCAGCACUCCAAGUUUCCAGGAGCAAGACGGAAAUAGUACGUCUUCAUCUAUAUGGUCAGCGGCAAAAUGGUCCUUGACCCCAGAACUACAAGCUGCCCUCACCAAACCAAUUUUUGAUGGACUUCCGAACCCAAUUAGUGGUCGAAAAUCUAAAGCAGCACUAGACUAGAUGCUGUCUUCACAUUGCUGUUUGCAGUUCUAGUUCUUGAGAUGAUAUAGACUGAGCAUAAAGUUGCAUAAAUUCAUGUACAAGAGCAGCAGAAAGAGGUAGAAAGACCAAGUAGAUGAUGCCCUGUGCUGAUGGUGGGACAAGAUGCAAGCCAAGUGCAUGAAUUUUGUUUACAAGUGACACAUUCAAGGAUACAAUAUGAUACAUAUGAAACAAGCUUAUAUUGCCAGAAAUUUGUUCAUCUCAGGUAUUUUUCAUGUUUCUGCUACAAUUCAGAUCACAGAAAUUUGUAUAUUUAAGUCCUGGGCCGCCUUUUUAUUGGAAAUAAUCAGGUUGAUAGUGAAAAAAAUUAAAAAUUAUUUAUUCCAUUGUAUUAUUUGUUUCCUUAGGUAAAAUGUUGAAUGCUUAGAUAAAGUAGCUGUAGUUUACGUGCUCCAUCUCAGAACAGUAAUCCUUUUGGACUAAUGUUUUGUUGAGAGGUGUAAUUAGUGUGCCAAUUACUGACGGAUAAUGUAUUGGUUAAUAGUCAGGAAUUAUUUGUUAAAAUUUAUUCUUAUUUAAACUAAAAAUAAACCCCUUUUUUCUUUUAUA